GUCUGGCACUGAGCUCGGUGGGGGCUGGGAACACACGUAGCUGCCUCGCUGCUCUAGAGGGUGGCUGUUUGCGGCUGCCAGGAGAGGCCCCUGCAGAACUAGCGGCUCCGGCACUCUUUGGCCUAAGGAGGAAGUGACCAGAACAGGGGAGAAGAGUGCGCAGUGCUCUGACACUGAGUCGGGGGGGGUCAGUGCUGCCUCCUGCACCUGCUCACCCAGGCUGUCGCAGCCUCACUGUGUCUGCCCUUGUGCCUUCUCGCUGGCUUCACAAGGUGCCCACCAGUAUGAAAUACUAUGACCCGGCCUCGCUGCCCCGGUGCCGCGGGUGCUCCCAGCGCCUCAAGCCAGCACGGACAGUGCGCUUCCCCAAUGACGUUGUCUUCCAGGACAACAUCAGGCUGGGGGACCUGGAGCAGGUGGGCAGGUUUAUCCGAGCCAGGAAGGUCACCUUGAGCACCCUCUACCCCUCCGGCAAGGCAGCCCUCCAUGAAGCCGUGCUCGCUGGGAACCUCGACUGUGUCAAACUGCUGGUGCGAUACGGUGCGGACAUUCACCAGAAGGACGAGAAUGGCUGGACCCCCCUGCACAUGGCCUGCAGCGAUGGCUACAUUCACAUAGCCAGGUACCUCAUCUCUUUAGGGGCCAGGCUUGAUGCCACCAAUGACGAAGGGGAGAAACCAUCUGACCUCAUCGACGCUGACUCCAAGGACCUUGUGGAGCUCUUUAAAGCUGCCAGGAUGGACUGAGGCGUCUCUCCCUGGCGUGGGGCUCCUGUCGCUCGGACUCUCCAGCAGCGGAGGUGGGGCAGUGCAGUCGUCAGUCCUGGGGGCUGCUGAUCAGGGCAGUUUAGGGAAAGCAGAGAGUUUUGCUGUAACGUGUGCAUAGGAGAGUCUAGGGACAGAGAGAGUUCACCCAAUAACUACACUGCAGGGCUGCGAGCUACCUCAAGCUCCCCAGAGCCCCCGGAUCGCCAGGGGCACCAUGGGGAGAAACUGACCCUUCUCCACCGCUCUCAGCCCCACCGCAGAGCCAGUGUCCAUCUUCAGCUAAAACUGGAUUGGCCAAAAGAGCAGUGGUUGGAACGCGCUGGUUCUGGCUGGCACGGGUGUGUGGACACUGAAGCAGCGGGGGUCUGAGCUGGCACUGGGUGGGCUCUGCUGUGUGGAAGCACAUGCUGAUCGGGCCCAGCUGGCGCUGACAGUGGCACUGUCUCACUGGAGGCAUUAAAGCUGUUUCUUUGAGCUGCAGCUCCUCGGAAUAACCCUUGUCCGUCCGGGGCAGAGAGAGAGAACGUUAGCCCAGCUCUCUUGGUAGCAGGUAAUGCUGUACAGAUUAGAUAUCUUGUCGUAAUGUCACUGUGUUAAAAGUCCUAUUUUGGACUGAGCCAACUAUAGAUUUGCUUUUCUACCAUACUGUCCAAUGGGUUGACCUGGUGGCCGGGUUCUUUUUGUUACUUUGCAAAUACUUUUUACUUUUUCAAUAAACUGAUUUCCGGAGA
Molecule: messenger RNA, 1498 nt
Organism: Terrapene triunguis (Three-toed box turtle)
Lineage: Eukaryota; Metazoa; Chordata; Testudines; Emydidae
Gene: PPP1R27
Product: protein phosphatase 1 regulatory subunit 27
Exons: 3
Coding region: 285-746 (153 amino acids)
Molecular function (GO): phosphatase binding
Source: RefSeq, a predicted model, not a curated record